AAAUCUCCCCAUGCAGUGCUGACACAAUGUGAUGGAUGCUCCGGAGUUUAAACACACGGCAUAUGGUACUUGAUAUACAGUUAAAGACCCCCACUGGUUUUCUCUUUAGCUUUUUCUUUUGCAUUGGCAUUGAGCGUGCCAGUGUGUGCCAGGUCUCCGCAGGAAGCUCAGAACCUUUUGCUCGAGGAGAAAACGGUGCACCUGCAAACAAUUGAGCCUGUAAUGUUCAGAGCGCUUCGACUCAUGUCUUUAAAUGAUCUGUGUGCACACGGGGCUUAAUCGUGCCAGCUCGCUAAUAGGAUCUGUGCUGGUGAGUAGAUCCAUAAAAAUAGAACAAUCCUUCUAGGAAACUCUCAUCUCUCCGACAGCACAGCGUGCAGCUUUUUGUUCUGGGGUUCUUUUUUGUUGCAGACGCCACAGCCCGUCUGUUGUCGUAGGCGAAGAGCAGGUAGUGUGUCGCCUCUGCACGGCGUCCCACAGAGCUCCAGACGGGAUGAGGAAGCUGCUCCUCCACAUUCUCUGCAUCGCCGAAGUCCUGCUCGGUGCGGCUGAGCCUCCUCCGCUGAGCGAGGACGCGCUGGAAAAGCUGUCUGCAGCAGGGGAGCAGUGCGUUGAUGAGGAAAUAAAGCGGGCGUUACUCGGGGUGAAGCAGGUGAUGGAGACGAUGGAGAAAAGGGAGGAGAGGCACCGGGGCCUCGUGGAGGCCCUGAGACGCAGCAGUGACAAGAGGAAGGGCGCGAUGCAGCUGGUCCGGGACACGGAGCAGCGACUAGAGGAGGCCGAGCAGCAGUGUCACUAUUUAAUCAAAUUAUCCUUCAACGAGUGCCAGCCUUGUCGGGCUUGCAAGGCCUUCUACGCGUCCACGUGCCGCCGCGGCUUUGCCUCCUUCUCAUUCAAGGUGGAGGAGUUCUUCAGGAACAUGGCCGCCCGGCUGGAGGCCCCCGAGCGCGUUUACAAUCGGAACGAGGAGAACGCGGGACGCGCCGACGUGCCGGACGACGGGGGCGAGCCGGAGCUCCUGCAGGCGGACGCUUCGUUCGGCCGGCUGCUGUCCGCCGCCGGGCUGCUGUACAACCGGAGCGCCGCGCUGGUGCAGAGGAGGCAACAGGCGUUGGGGGGUUCCUUCCUGGAGGCCUUCAGCGCGGAGGUGCGACCCGGCUCGCCGUCUUCCAUGCGGGGCGGAGGCGGCUUCUUCGGCGCGUUGGGUCUGGAUCACGUCCUGGAGUCGGUGUCCGACUUCGGGAGGAACGUGCUGGAAGGACUGAGCUCCAAAGUGGCCGAUGUAUUUGGGGAGAGGCAAGAAGAGGAGACUGACUUCCGGCAGCCGGACGCAGGUGCAGGACCGCUGCCACAGAGCAGAUAUCUGUGCAGAGGCCUCCGCAGACAAGCGUCCGACUGCUGGCAGCUGCAGAGUUUGUGCGAGAAAUGUGAAGAUUAUUUGAUAAAAGAGUGUCCCGGCGUCCGGCAGCUGCACUCGGAGACGGAGGAGAUGCACAUGCUGUUCAACGCCUCCCGUCAGCAGUACGACGAGCGGCUGCAGCUGGUCCGGAGACACGCAGAGGACACGCAGGCAUGGCUCGGCAGCAUGGACGACAAGUACGGCUGGGUCGGCCAUCUGCCCGACGGCGCCGGGGGCCCACGCGCCCUCUUCAGUGUGAUCACAGUGAAUGCACAGCAGCAGCUGAAGGACAUGAGGCCUAAAGUGGACAGCAGUGUGGUUGUGACCAUUCUGGACUCUGGCCCGGUAACCGUCUCAGUCCCCUCGGGGCUGGAGGUGGACGAGCCGACCUUCAUCCAAUAUGUAGCUCAGGAGGCUCUGGCACUCCGCAAGCAGCAGAUAAGAGGUAUCGACCCAGUCGCGGCUUAGUUUGUUUCACCUGGUGGUGCUGCAGCUUCAAUAUGAGGCCAAUUAAAUGUGAUAAUUGGAAACUUGACACCAUGACAAAUCCCUGUGCGUUUGUUCAAACGUUUCUUCUAAGACCCGCAAUGCAAAUGGCACAAUGUGUUAUAAUCCAAAAUGAUGAGGUAAAAAAACAAUCAUGAAUUGAAUCCUUCAUUGACCUUGUGUAAAAAGAUGAAAUGGUCCCAUGUGCACCAGCAUUAAUACCCGUAGCCAUGGAACUAUUUAAGCUCUUGACUUGCUGGUAUUGGGCUUCAAAAAUCGUUUUACGUUGUUGUUAUUUCUGCACUUAAGUUGAGUCACUUUCACUUUUUUUGUUAAACUUGAACAUGCACAUCUAGAUGGACAGCUUGUAUUCUUUUUAGUUAUUCGGCCUUAUGGUUUAAGAUGUUUAUGCGAUUCAUUUAUUUACUCUGUGGUUCAGCUUUUUUUUUCUUUUUUUGUCACAAGAAUACUUUUUACAACGAAUAAUUAAAUUAUUACAAAUGCA
Molecule: messenger RNA, 2390 nt
Organism: Gasterosteus aculeatus aculeatus (three-spined stickleback)
Lineage: Eukaryota; Metazoa; Chordata; Actinopteri; Perciformes; Gasterosteidae
Product: clusterin-like protein 1
Cellular component (GO): nucleus
Molecular function (GO): misfolded protein binding
Source: RefSeq, a predicted model, not a curated record